AUAUGAGUAGAAAAAUAAAAUGCAACUCACGAGCUUCCGUAGUCAACAAACUGAUGAAGGAAAGGUCUCCUGAAACCAGUAACGGCAACAUCUCACUACAUUUUAGCCAGUGAGAACUUAAAUAUUAAUAAUUGUUUCAUUACAUUAUUAGUAGACUACACAGCAGAGCUGCCACUGGACCAGAUGGCUGCGAAAAUCAACGAGGCGCACGACCACAUUGCCAAGGCUGAAAAAUAUUUAAAGACUAGCUUCAUGAAAUGGAAGCCUGACUAUGACAGUGCUGCAUCAGAGUACUCAAAAGCAGCUGUUGCCUUUAAAAAUGCCAAGAUGCUUGAAGAAGCGAAGGAGGCAUACCUGCAAGAGGCAGAGGCACAUACCAACAACAAAACACUUUUCCAUGCAGCCAAAGCACUUGAGGCAGCUGGUAUGAUGCUCAAGGACAUGCAGAGGAUACCAGAGGCUAUCCAGUAUAUUGAGAGAGCAAGCAUGAUGUAUGUAGAGAAUGGCACACCAGACACUGCAGCCUUGGCCCUCGACAGAGCUGGAAAGCUAAUCGAAUCACAGGAUCUAGCAAAAGCAGUGGAUCUGUACCAGAAAGCUGCAUCAGUGUUUGAGAAUGAAGACCGUCUACGUCAAGCUGUAGAGAUGCUGGGGAAAGCAUCAAGACUUCUCGUCAGGCAACACAAGCUUGAUGAAGCAGCAGUGUCGAUUCAGAAGGAGAAGAACAUGUAUAAAGAAAUAGAGAAUUACCCAACGUGUUUUAAGAAAACCAUUGCCCAAGUGCUAGUCCACCUUCACAGAAAUGACUUCGUAGCAGCAGAUAAAUGUGUUCGAGAGAGUUAUAGUCUGCCAGGCUUCAGUGGGAGUGAGGACUGUAUUGCCUUGGAGCAGCUCCUGCAGGGCUACGAUGAGCAGGAUGAGGACCAAGUGCACUGCGUCUGUAACUCGCCCUUAUUCAAGUACAUGGACAAUGAUGUCUUUAAAAGUAUGCAAAGUUGUCCAUCAGCCUGAGGGUUCCAGGGGGGGGUAAGAAGAAGGCUCCUGCUUCAGCUGCCGAUGCUGGGGAAGGAGCGGAGGCAGGGGAGGCUGAUGAGGAUGAGUACGCUGGUGGGCUAUGUUAGCCACAGAACCUGGACUUCCUGUCUGGACCAGAGCACUUCCAGUUACCUGUUAAGGAUGGGUGUCGGAAUCUUCCACACCCUCCCAUUCUCAGCAUGCCAGGGGGUCGUGAACUUUGCCUUGCCUCCCAUCGCCAGAUGUACAACUGUAGGCACUCUAACCAUCAAGCAUAACAACGAGUUAUGCUCAUAACAAUAACAUAAGCAUGGUAAUAUAAUAUCACUGUGGAAAAUAAUCAAACACUACUUAAAGAUAUAUUAUUUGUCCCUUUUGGGGUUUACUGCGAUUGUAAAAUAAUGUAUAUUUUGCUACAUUUGAAGUGAUAUAAAACAUUUGAUUUUGAAUGUUGAUCUAGGUUUGGUAAUGUAUUUGUUGUAUUUGCCUCAAUGGAUCAUCAAGGUGUUUUCUCAUUCAAUCUACAACAGUAUGCAACAAGAUACUCGGUGUGAAAAUAAUGAUUUGCACAUUCACCUUACAAUAUCAAACUCUGUGCUUCAAUGAUUGAUGCGUAAAGGGGUGGAUGAGAUGAUUUCUGAAUUUGUACAGUAUGAAGUGUUGAAAGCAGCCAUUUCAGUUACUAUUGUGUGUGAAGGCACUUAUAAUGAAUCAAAUUUGUUUAGAAAAUAAUAUAUUUGGGUAAUUGGUAUAUUAUUGUACUUUAGUUUCUUCUAGAUUUCAGAAUGCCUUUCCAUUUGUAUUAUAUGUUAUGCCUGUACUUUGGAACUGACUGAAAGCUAGAUGAUGAUUUAUGUUUACAACUAAUCUUAAAAUGUGUGUCAAGUCUUGUGGAGUAUGCAGGCUUGAUGUUUGUGGCAUGCCCUCAGUGUUUUUACUGAAUCGAGUCAUGGAAUGGAAUAAAAUGGCAGCAGGUCAGCUUUCAAA
Messenger RNA from Oncorhynchus mykiss (rainbow trout), 2001 nucleotides. Lineage: Eukaryota; Metazoa; Chordata; Actinopteri; Salmoniformes; Salmonidae. The record is from RefSeq and is a predicted model, not a curated record.